Cottoperca gobio is the source of this 2136-nucleotide messenger RNA. RefSeq lists its product as uncharacterized. The record is from RefSeq and is a predicted model, not a curated record. NCBI's taxonomy places the organism in Eukaryota, Metazoa, Chordata, Actinopteri, Perciformes, Bovichtidae.
GCAGUGAUUGGUGAGUUGGUGGGGCACUCCUCAGCAAGAUGGCUGCAUUGCUGCGCGCAAUAGUGGCAUCCUGGUGAAAUGACGCAAGCCACAGUUUACGUUCAGUCCUCGAGGCUCUGAGCUCUCCGGUCUCCAUAGCGCAGAUCCCGCCCGACUCUCAGCCGGAAGACCGACCGGCUAACCUCCAGUGGACCGAACGGAACCGGUUCAUCUGAGUGAGAGUGCGAUGAGGAGAGGUUUCAGAGUGUGAGGCCAUGGGCUGCACCUCGGCCAAGCAGGUGUCGGCCGUGCCCAACGAUGAGGAGGGACGCGGCAAGGCCUACAGCAACGGAGACCUCUUCACUGCCGAAUACCAAGAUGAAGGAGUGGAGGAGGUGAAGUACAUGAGAGGGGAUGAAAACCGGGAAUUGAAUGCACGCAACCAGGAGAACCUGGAGAAGAGUAAUGUGCAGUACAGGGGCAAACAGCAGAAAGAGGUCUCUUCAGCAAACAUCAAGUCUAAUAUUCACACGUCAGAGAGUCAGCAGGAAUUUUUCAGGAUGCUGGAUGAAAAGAUUGAGAAGGGGCAGGACUACUGUUCGGAGAAGGAGGAAGAUGGGACAUAGCACAGAGGCCCCCAACAUUCACCCCUACAGAGAGCCUCACAGUGUGUAUGAGUGUGUGUGAGUGUGUGUGUGUGUGUGUGUAGGGUAAAUGUGUACGUGUGUGCCUGAGAGGAGCUGAAUCAGUGUUUUACCAAUGAGGCGUUGAUGUGACGGGACACUGUAUGUGUUGGUGAGAGCAUGUGUGUGUUUUUGAGAGGCAAAGAUAGUAUUUUAAUGGAAAGUGAAAGAGUGAUGUGUGUGAGCGAAAGAGAAUGGAAUAAAGAACACUUUCUUGAUAGUCUACAACCCUCCUCUCUAAGCGCCUCACCCCUUCAGGCCUCUGAGCCGACAGAUGGAGGUGGCGGAGCGGUCGAAGGGACAGACACAUUAAAGGAGGGCGAGAUGGCGGAGGACGUGACGGAAGGAGUCAUUUCCCCCAGCAGCCCCUCAUCCCUCCAUCUGUACCUCCGUAUAUCUGUCCGUCUGGACCUACGUGGUCCAAUCCUGAAUAUUUAACUCCUGCAAUUGGACAAAGGUACUCCCAAAUAUGGAAGCCCAGUGAGGACACAUGGCUUUGGUGGGUGUGAGAAGGACUGAGACACUCACCAGUGAAGAAGAAAGGAAGCCCUGGGAGGAGGAGAUGGUGGAGGCAGAGGAGAUGCGUAACACCACCAGGAUCCACACUGAACUUUUUUGGCCUUCCUUCCUACAGCCAGGCCGGCCUGGGCCAUGAGGGACUGAGAGAAUGGGUGAGGGCGGCAGAGGGAUGAAAGAGUGAAAUAUUUGUGAUAUUUUAAUAAGAGAGAGUAGGGAGCGAGCCGGUGAUAAAGAAACUCUAAACUCCUCCUGCCUUCUGAAGUCAAGGACCUUUUUUUUUUUUUUUAAAACCUUUUUUUAAUUCUGUUUCGCACCCACUUGUUGUUUUUUCCUGAUGUUCUUCUGUUCAGUUUGUUUUACUCUUGACUUCCUUCAUAGUGUAUCAUCAUCAUCAUCAUCAUCAUCUUCCUCACCACAGCAGACAGACUGAAGCUGUGUUAAUUCAGAGCAUCUGUGUCUCCUCCCAAUCCAUCCUCCUUCCUAUACCAUAACACUGCAGAUCCUAGCUGACACACACACACACAUACACGCACACACACACACGUACAUGGAGUCUUUUAUUGUACAUAUCGUAGCACAUCAUUCCAACACACCUCAGCAUGUACAUAUAAACCACACACAUUAUUGUGUCAUUUCACCAGCAGACUGUCAUGUGCAUCAAUCAGAGGUAUUCUGUAAAGCUCUAUUUCUGCUUUGAUUCAGUGUGUACACACACACACACACACACACACACACACACACACACACACACACACACACACACACACACACACACAUCCAGACACACUCUGGCACUAAAGCAGAAAACCGGGCUGAGCUCAAGGGGAGGAUGCGUUGUUGCUGUGUAGACACAGACCUGAUCACUUUUUGUUGUUGUCAUCUUUACCGGAUACUUCCUGUUGUAUUAUUUGGAAUACUUUUUUUCUAUUAAAAAUAAAAUCAAAUAAGCUCUUAA